Molecule: messenger RNA, 9660 nt
Organism: Dreissena polymorpha
Lineage: Eukaryota; Metazoa; Mollusca; Bivalvia; Myida; Dreissenidae
Product: Ig-like and fibronectin type-III domain-containing protein 2
Exons: 37
Coding region: 199-4941 (1580 amino acids)
Molecular function (GO): protein binding
Source: RefSeq, a predicted model, not a curated record
UCAUGCUCUCGGAUUGAAACGAUUUUCUAUGAACAUAUUCUUUUUUCAAAUAAAUAUUAUGGAUCCUAUCCUGUUUUCUAUGCAGUGACAUUUUAGUAAUUUAAUUUACAAUAGCAUACCCCAUUACCUGAGAAAAGAAAUAUGAAGGUGCCACAGCGAUUCUUGUAGCUGAUGUCCUUGUUUGUAUAGGUGCUGAAGAUGAUUAGGUCCCUUGUGGUACUGGCUACCUUAGUUUUCUCUACUACAGUGUAUGCUCAAGUGCCGAAUAUACCAACUUUGUCAAAAGAGCAGUCCUUGGCCUUGGGCAGUGUUGCCUUUUUCCCAUGUCAGGUCAAAUACCUUGGAACAAAUCAAAGUGUGAUUUGGGAACAUGUGGACCACAAUGUGACCCUUUCUAUGGGAUGGGGUCUGCUCAACUUCCCUUGGAAGCAAAAAUACUCCAUUACUAGUCCACAAGAUGCAAGUGAUCAAUGGAACCUGGUUGUGUACAACCUGGAACAUUCAGAUGCAGGCAUCUACCGAUGUUACGUGCUGGGUUACAAGAACAUGGUCUCUGUCAACCAUAUACUCCAUGUUACAGGUGCACCAACUCCCCCUACCUACCAGGAAGUGGAUGUUACAGCUUGCUGUAUAGACCAGGGUGUAGAGACCUGUGCGUUGCCCAUGUGUCGAACAAUCACACCGUUUGUACAGAUAGUGGCCAUGGCAAGCAACAGCACCUGUAUGGCAAACAACCUCCUCAAGGUCCUGUGGUGUGGGCAAGAUGGCCGCAACCACAUGCCGUGUUGCAUGCGCAUUGGUUUGUCAACAAAGUGCCAGAACCUCUGUGACGGAUGGGGAACCAACGAUGGCACAAGUUACACCGAGUGUAUACCAAGUGCCAUGAGUCUAAUACAGUGUCUUAAGGAAGGACAGAGCAGAUUGCCCAGCCAGCCGACAUCUGUGUCUGCGGUUGCUACGGGCGCCAACAUUCUUGUGUCCUGGUUACCACCGCUGGAAAAUCCCAACCUCGUGAUCAACUAUAAAGUGCAGUUCAAGAAGUCAGAAGAGCCUUACUAUAAAUUUGUGAUAGUAAGCAAUGUAACCAAUUUCGAGCUGCUACAGUACCUUGAGACUACGACAUUGUAUGAGAUCCAGGUGAUAGCAGUCUCACAGUUUGGUGCUAGUCAACCUUCAUACGGCGUGCAGAUGGCUACCAGAACAGAUGCCUUUGACAUGUAUAACAAGACUGUGUCAGUGAGAGAAUGUUGUUCAACAAAGCAGAUCAGUAACGAGUGUCUAGACUUUUGUGAUCCUGCAAAUCUUGAUCUUGGAGGUAUAAACAUGGACGCCGAUAAACUGUACACCUGCUAUGGGGACGUGCAGGACGCGUACUCCUGUCUCAUGGGGGGAGGCAAUCACACACCGUGCUGUGCGAGAAUGAAUGUUCCCAGCAAGUGUUACCCGAUGUGCGCAGGCCAGUUUGUGUUUACAUUUGAGCUGACAGUGUGCCUGUAUAACCUCCCUUUGAUAGCGGCAUGUGUGGAAGAGGGCGCAGUAUUCCUGCCAGCCCCACCUGUGAACACCCGCAUUAUUGACAGUUCAGUUACGUCUGUAGAAGCGACGGUUGCCUGGGACAACCCAUCCAGUUACGUCCCCACCUGGUCUUACAUUGUUGACUGGAAGAGGCAGGCAGAUAUCUCAAAUAACUGGAACUCGGUCAAGGUCAAGGCAGGCACUCGGUACCAGCUAACAGGUUUACAGCCUAACACUCUCUAUGAUGUGCGUGUAUACACAGUCAAUGACAAGGGCGCCAGUCUGCCUGAACUGACCUUAAUGCUUGUUACUCAAGGUAUACAGAGCGACCCCAAGCCAUACAAUGAAACGGAGUGUUGCAACACCAAGGGAGUACCCAGCAGCUGCCUGAAGAUCUGUACCCAUGAUUUCCGCUUAAAGCCCUUGGACCAGAUAUUCACUGAGGCCUAUUUAUGCACAAGCUAUUUUGAUGAAAUGUUGCAUUGUGGAACAGAUGGCAGGGACCACACAGAGUGUUGCAGACGGAGAGGCAUUUCAGAUGCGUGCCUCAAACUGUGUGCAAUGACAGCAGCAGUUGAAGUGACCUAUGACUUUGUCUCCUGUAUGCUCUACAAGGACACAUUGAGCACCUGUUUUGAGGAAGGGAGAGUGGUACUUCCACAAAGUCCUAAAGGCCUAUACAUCGUGAAGGCAGAGCCACUGUCUAUCACCCUACAAUGGAAAACCCCGUCUGGGCCAGCUGUGACAUCAUACACUGUGCAAUACGCUGUAGGCACCUUGAAGGAAUACAACACAGUCACAUGGUCACAGGUGACUAUGAUCAAUUCCACGUUCUCUAUUAUCAACAAGCUUGAAGCCAACACAUCCUACAUCAUACGAGUGCUGAGUGUCAACUCUGCUGGAACCAGUCUCCCAUCCAACGCUGUCACAGGCUACACUAAACCAUCUCCCUUGAGUGACAGCAGUGAACCUGACUGGGAUAAGGUGUGGCAAAAUAGAACAGAGUGCUGCAGGAACCAGAAGAUGGAUGCAGAGUGCAUUGAUGCCUGUGUCAGAGGAGAAAUCCCCACCACUGCAAAGUGUGGCCAGGACUUCCAUUUGUUCCUCAUGUGUGCAGCUGAUGGUCGUAACCACGGCCCAUGUUGUCACAUGGUCCCUGAGUUCCCAAGUGGCGCAUGUCUGUCUCUGUGCCAAGGUGGAUCUGUCUUCCCAGACGGCCAGUUGGCUCUGUGCCGUGCCCAUCUCAACACAAUCAUGACAUGCUUCUCAGACGGGCAAGGCAAGCUCCCCCCACCUCCCGAGGCUUUCAGGGUGACUGACUACACAUCUGAUUCUGCUACCCUAGCAUGGGCUGUGCCCUCCAGUAACUGUGGAGCUAACUCCACUUGCAUGUACACUGCAAUGAUCCUAGAUGACACAAAUGAAAUGACUCGAAUAGAAGUGAAUGCAAGUCUUACGCACACAUUUUCUGGAUUGGAGCCAGAGUCUGUGUAUCGACUGUCUGUCAUGGCAACCAAUAAAUAUGGAGAGAGUUUGCCAGCACCCUUCACUCGAGUUGUCACACGUCAAUCAGUUGGUUUAUAUGUGAGUCAAUACCCACCUGGUGUAAUCAAUCAAGGUCAGAGUGUGACCUUGACCUGCAUAGGGACAGGUACAGAAGAUCCACUGGAGUGGGAGCGCAACAAGCGGCUAGCCAGUAAUACUAGUUCGUACACAAUUGAUAAUGUUACACCUGAUGACAAUGGGGAGUAUAUCUGCAAGGAAACCAGUGACGGAUUAGACAUAACAAAGUCAUUGUUUCUCAAUGUGAAGUUCACACCAAAGCCAGUUGCCAUCUCCACCACGCACAAGGCCCUGCCAGGCCUCAAACACGAGGCUCGUCUGUUCUGCCAGUACAAAGGGUUCCCCAGCCUCAUAGCCUGGACUAGAGACAACCACCAACCCUUGACAGAAUCGAGGUUCAACAUUCAGCCCCACAUUUAUAACUUCACUGAUGGCAUCACUACCAGCUACUUGGAAAUAAGAGAUGUGGUGCUGGAUGAUUUUGGAAUUUACACUUGUAAUGGCAGCAAUGAAUUUGGCUUUGCCCUGAUUACUGAGACGUUUGAAAAUGACUACCCAUACGGCUCUCAAGUUCCUCCUGGGAAUGCCACCAGCCCCACCCAUGUUUCUGAUUGCUGCAAGGCAAGGAAGGUACCUGAGGAUUGUCGUCAGAGCGUGUGCUCCUAUGCCAUCGACCUUGCAGCCCUUGUAGCAGAUCCAAACCUCUCACACUGUGUGACAUACUUUGAAGACUAUAUAGUGUGUGGAGCAGAUGGCAAGGACCACACAUCCUGCUGUACAAAGGAAGGUAUCAGUGAUUUUUGUCUGCCACUGUGCCGUGGCCUGGUCCCUCAGCAUGACGACAUCAGGAAGAUGCUUGUCUGCAUCCAAGACUUCAAACCCAUCAUUGAGUGUGCCAUCAAUGCAAUACAAUAUGCACCCACAGCCCCUCAGAACGCUUCAGCGCAGGUGAUUGAGGACAGCGUGCUUGUGUCAUGGCAGUACCCAGACCGCAAUCCUCACAAGGUCAACACGUUUGUUGUGCAUUAUACACUCAACGGGAAACCAGAGUACAAACCACAGACUGUGGGUAAACUAUUGACGGAGGUGAAGCUGUACCUGCCAGACAUCAAGACAAGUGACAACUACACUGGCUGGGUGGUGGCAGAGAAUGACUGGGGCACUAGUCUGCCUAGCAACAACUUCACUGUUGUUGUCUUACGUCUGGUUCCACCCAAGCCUGUUAACAUUCGAGCCACAGUGCUGGGAACCAACAUAUCACUUAUAUGGGACCAGCCCAGAACCAGGCUCAAUAUUACCAAGUAUAAUGUGUUCUAUAAAGAACCUUCUGAUGAAAUGUCGACAAUGGUUCCCGCUACUAAUAACUUUGCCAUGUUGAUUGGCCUGAAGCCUGGUACCAGCUAUACGGUCCAGGUGGCAGCACUAAGCAUGGACGGGCUGGGAACCAUGUCUGACAGCAUUGUCAUCAAGUCUCAAGGUAAUGAAGGUACGGUGUCCAGUCAGCAGUCACAGUCCAGUGAGGUGAGGACAGGAAUGGCGGUGGGGCUUGUACUGGCUGCUCUGCUCAUCAUUGUGAUUGCCGUUGUUGUCAUAAUCUUUGUCAGGCGGUCUCUGAAAUCUAAGAAUGGCACCAUCAGCACAGUGGCCUUCGAGAAUCCCCAAUACGCUCAGGAGGGAACGGUUACUGGUUUACCUGGUGAUGACUCAGAGGACUCUAACCAGUUUGGCUACACCAACCUGCGAGAGGACACUAUGGUGGAUCGUCCCUAUGUCACCAUGCAGCCUGCUUCCACUCCUGUUGCUCAGGCUUUUGGGAACGGCACUUACACCAACAGUCCUGCUACACUGAACCUCGAAGACUAAAGCUACACUUGUGAUAAAUGGUGGUGUAGAUUGUUUGCUCCAGGCUGUACAAGUGUUUUUAUUCACCAUUCAGAUGAAUAUACUGAAACUUACAUCAGUAAUACUAUAAACCUAUGUUACUGUUGAGCCUACUUGUUCAUUUUAUGCCAAUAAAUAUAUGAUGUCAUUAAUGUCAAUGUGACAUAAACACCAUCUGUGUAUGAGCUGCGCUUUGGGAAAAGUGGACUAAAUGCAUGUGCAUAAAGUGUUGUCCCAGAUUAGCCUGUGCAGUCUGCAAAGGCUAAUUAGGUAUGAAUGUUUCUUCCAUGUAUUUUUCAUUUGAAUAAGUCUUUUCUAAACUAAAAUCUAAUGUGAAAGUGUUGUCCCUGAGUAGCUUUUGCGAACUGCACAGGCUUAUCUGGGAUGUCAUUUUACACACAUGCAUUAAACCCACUUUUCUUAAAGUGUCAUAUAUAUAGAUACAUCUGAGGUCCAAGGGUUUCUAUGGUCCAUGUGUUCUGUAUUCUAUGAUGGCAAAGUCUGUGUAUGGAGUGGUUCUCAUUAUGGCAAUAAAUUGUUUAAUACUCGUUAUUGUAUUUAUGUAUUUAUUUUAAAAAUCAUGCCAUAUGUUUGUUGUUUGAAAUUGAUCAGUUUGGAAUAAUUUUGUAUUCUCUUAUUUCUUAUUAAAAGUUUGCUUUUAUCAACUUAUCAGAUUCCAAAACACUAUAUUUUGUUGUAUCACAUUACUUGUACACAAAACGCCCAUUACUUGCACAUUACUCUCAUUUAUUGAUUUAUUGACUUUACUAAUUAUAGAUGGAGAGGAGUUAUAACAUUGAGGCAAAAAAGGAAUUGUAAAUAAUUUAUAGUAAAUAAAAAAAUAAUCAGAAAAAUGCAUUUAGUUCCAGAUAUUUAAGGCAUAUUUUUUUUUAAGAUUCUUAAGUCUGUAAAUAGCAUGCUUAAUAAGUAAAGUAAAUAAAAUGUAACAUUUGCUUAAAGCACUAUGAAACAUAUUUAUGAUAAACACUUUGUGUUAUUUUACUAAACUAGCCUUGAUCAUGCAAAAAAAUAUCAUAUGACAUAUGUAGCCAUCACAGCUCCUGAUCAGCCUGCGCCUUUGCUCAUACUAGUAUGGGGCUACCACAUUUUGGAAUCAUACCAGCAAAUCUUACAUUUAUAGCAAACAGGCUAGCUCAAGACCAGAUGUACAGGCUUGUCUAUAGUUAAGCUCACCGCAUAUGACAUAACACCCAUUUUUGCAUGACAUGGAAUAAAAAAAUAUUAAUAAUAGUGCAAUAUCUUCUUUAAAGUCUAAGUAGAAUAAGUAGUAUUUUAUCUUGGUCAAUUAUGGGUGCCAAUAUCAAAAUGUAUGGCUUUUUGUAUUUUAGCCAUAUGUUUUAAAUGUUUAACUCUGAAUAAUACUCAUCAUAUAAAUAAUGUACAUAUUUAAUUGAAAUUACAUAUGGUAAUAAUACUCAAUGUUUUUAAGAUAUAUGUUUUCAAGCUUGAUAGUGCUGUAGUAUUGAUAGAAUAAGAAUGCUCAAUAUCUGUAUACAUAGUAACGUAUAUAAUUGUACAUACAUUAUAGUUGUUCAUAAAAAAUAAUUCUGGUAAAUGUUCAUUGUAACCAUAUGAAAGAUAGAUGAUAACGUAGAAAGCUCACAUUAACGGAUGCUUAUGAGUGUAUGCAUAUCUCGUGUGUCUUAAAAACCACCAGAAUAAAUUGUGCAGCAUAAUAUAUAUAAAACAUCCAUCAUUGUAGCAUUUAGCGCCUUUCUAACGGGCAUUAUUUACUUAAUUAAUGCUUAUUUCUUUAAACACUUUGUUGUUGAUAUCACUGAAUCUCCAAAAACAAUGUCUACCCAAUAGUCUAUGUUCUCUCAAUAAUACUUUUAGGCACAUGAUUAUGUUGAUAUUUUUCACCUUAAAACUAUAAGGGCUGUCCCAGAAUGUAUUAGUUAUAUAUUUCAGAAUAAGAUUCAUUUUUGCCUGUAUUCACACAUUUGGGAAGUAAACAAAGGUGGGCACUUAGAACCAUCUGGCUCUCUUGUUUUUGAAAUUGUUCCGGGUAAUUGGUUAUUUGUUGAUGUGGAAAAAUUAUAAUUUGUAUCAUGCAAUUUGUUUGUAAAAAAUAUUUGUAUAUGUGUUUACAAGCAAAGUUAUGUAUAUUUUUAUAAGCAAUAUAUGAAAUCAAACAUUUAUCUUUACAAGGACAUUAUUUUGUUCACUGUUUAUUACUUUUUUUAUAUCAGUCAUCAUUUUUACAGUCAUUAAAUAAAAACAUAUUAUGUUUAUGACUAUGCUUCUAUAUAUUUGGUUUUUGGAUAAUUUAUUUUAAACAUUUUGACGAAAUGAUCAGCUUUAAUUUGUUAUAUAAAACAGUUUAUUUUGAAAAAUCUAAGAAAACAAGUUUAUUUAUAGCUAUGUCCCUUUAUUUUGUGAGCUGCAUUUUUUGCUCACUUUACAAUAUUAUAAUUGAGAGGGAUUGAAUCUCUAAAGUGUUAUCUGUUUUGUUAUUAGCUCACUUUAGCACAAGAUACUCAUUUGUUUAAGUCAAUGCACACAAUUCUAUAGUUAAAGCUCCCCUUGUCAGCCAUCUUCUGUAUUGUCUUGCUGUUAUCAACAAUUAUUUCAUCACUUGGUGUAUGUUACACAAACUGGACGAAAAAAUCUUGAAUGGUUCAUUUAACAAUUCUAAUUAGUUUAUCUCAAUGUUUCAAUCUUGUUUCAAAAGAAAACCAAACCUGAACAGCAAAAAAAAUCUCUUAAGAAAAUCUUCAGAAACCUGUCCUUCGUCCAUUAUGUUCUUUAGUAAUAAAUAUUGACUAUACCAAUUGUGAUUCUAAGUCGAAUUCCUGCUUUUUAGAAUUUGGACAUGUGGGUGGGUGGUUGUUAACAGGUGGUUUACUGUCAAUAUGUUUUUGUUUACGUUGAAUAAUAUUGAAGAAACUUUUGUUAUAGCAAGCUUGAAUCAAAAUAAAGCUUUGAAUUGUUUGUGUGUCUAGCUGGGUGAGGUCACUGAUACUAAAAGUAGAAAAAAAACAACAGUUUCCCCCUAAUAGCUUGAGGGUUGACGUACAUGUAUUGCACUGAAAUCGUGUGUACAGCUUACAGGCCAGUUCUGUCAAAGUCAAUGUCUCCAUGUCUUGAAAUAGAAAAUCAGCAAACAGGUGUUUUCAGUCAAUAACACUAGGCUGCAUAGACUCAUCUUGAAAUGUUGGUAUGUCAAGAACAAAACGUUUUUCAAUCAAUAACCAGCUGAUUCACAAUAAUGGUAUUGCACUAAAUUGAGUAUGUAUGUAGCUUAUGUUACCAUGAAUAAUUAAACUCAGGUGGGUGACCCAAAAUGGUUGUAUUUUAUGCAUAGGUGUUUGUUUUUUAAGUAUUGUAUUAGGACAAAGAGCUGUACAAACAUUUGUACUUCCAAAGAAUUGGUUUAUAACAAAUGUGUUCCUUAAUUUACGAAAAGUGAUACUUUUGUUGUUGAAAUGUUAUUUUAUUAAAACACUGAAGUCAAUGAACAUUUUUAUUGCUGCAUACGAAUUUCUUUUGUCAUUAGGUUGAAUCUUAAUAAAAAUAUUCUCACUUAUAUGCUAGUGUUUAGCACUUUUAUGCUUCUGUUUAGCAAUUAUAUGCUACUGUUUAGCACUUAUAUGUAAAAGCUUUUUUAUUGCUGCUUAAGAAUGGCCAUUUUGCUUUAUGUACAUUUUAAAUACCAGCUCUCUUACUAUACGCUUUAGGUGUUGCUGUUAGUUUUUAACCGGGUUGACAAAAGUAUGUCAUUAUUAAUUUAAAAUUGUGUUGAUACAUCUAUGUAUUUCUGUACCGGGUAGCUCAUUGUUUUCCUUAAACACAAACACCUGUUGCGACUCAUAUUUAUGACAUAUAUUUUUUUCUUCAUAGUGAGUUCAGUUAUUUCGGAUUUUUAACAAUAUGUUAUUAGUUAUAAGCUUAACACUAUAUUUAGCAAAAGUAAUAAUAUUCUGUAGUCAUAAAUCAGGGCCCAGUGACUAAAAACUUACGAAAUUAAAAAAGCUUUUGUAACCAUUGAAGCAUGAGUUGAGUAACGUCAUGUGAAAAUGGACCUAAUGUAUGUGAUUGGCAAACAGUAACUCUCCAGACCAGGGUAGAUUGAGAACAGACUGGGCAUGUGCCCAAGCUGGUUUGGAGUCACGGUGUCUGGAUAACUGGAUAAGACCCAUUUUCGCACAACACGGCAUAUUUAAUGAAGAAACUGAUAAUUUAGAACUUCAGUAAUGUAAUGUCUUUGUUAUAUUUUUGAAAAUUGUAUAGUGGUAUGAAAUAUAUAACAUGGCAAUAUUUUUAAAAAUAUGUUUGUAGUCGAUAUUAUUUUUAUUGAUGUACAUGCAUAAUUAUAUAAAAAGGUGUGUGAGCACCCUUAAGAUGUGAAAUAAAUUAUGGUUGCGUUCAUGCGAUAUAUGAAUGCAAUACUUCAAGUGGGCUAUAUUAUGAUGCCUGCUUAUCUGGUACGUAUUCAUGAAAGUAUAGUGUAGUCUUAUUCACCAGUAGAAUACACAUCUUGUUCAUCUGUUGUUUAAUUAACAGGGUAGAGAAAUCUCACAUAGUGCACACCUCUGCUAACAUUAAGGUUUGUUCAACAACGGUCAUACCAUGUCCUCAUGAAAAUUGUGUAUUUUGUGACUUUUAUUGGAAUAUAUUGAACAUAUGUUAUAUUCGCAGAAAUGUGCUUUAUUGGCAAUAAAAUAUAUAUGCAUCGUU